AUGUGUGGAGAUGGUGCAAAUGAUUGUGGAGCUUUAAAAGUAGCUCAUGCUGGGAUUUCCUUAAGUGAAGCAGAAGCAAGUAUUGCUAGUCCUUUUACAUCGAAGAUACGUAAUAUAAGCUGUGUACCCAGGCUUAUAAGUGAGGGCCGUUGUGCUCUUAUAACAAGCUUUGGAAUGUUCAAAUUUAUGGCUGGUUACUCCCUCAUUCAAUCGUUUUCCAUAAUGUUACUUUUUGUGGUCGGUGGCAAUUUUUCUCAAUGGCAAUACUUGCACUGUGAUUUCGUCAUAAUUACAACGUUAGGUUUAACAUUUGGAUAUACACAUGCUUAUCCACAUCUUUCUGCUGAACCACCUACAAUGAGACUUUUGAGCAUGAUAACAAUGUCUUCAUUAUUUGGUCAGGUGAUUAUUGGUUUUAUUAUCCAAACAACUGCAUUCAUAUUGAUUCGCUUUCAAUCUUGGUAUAUGCCGUUAUAUUCGUACUCUAAUAUAUCCGAAUUUCGAAACUAUGAAAGUACAUCUUUAUUUAUAGUCUCCGCUUAUCAAUAUAUAAUUUUGGCCAUUGCCUUUUCAGAAGGAGCACCAUAUCGUAAAUCAAUCCUAACUAAUUAUGCAUUUGCGCUGAAUAUUUUGGUGUGUUUUGUAUUCAGUCUUUACUUGACAACUUAUCCAGCUAAUUGGAUAGUUGAACUUUUACAAUUAGUUCGGAUUCCUUCUGUUUGGUUCAUACUCAUUUUACACUCUAUGGUUUUGGCGAAUUUUAUGGCUAGUUAUAUUGUCGAAUCAAUUGUUGAUGGAGUCUCUUUUCGACGUCGUAUACGUCGUAUUCGUCAAGCACUAUUUCCAAGACGUGUGGAACGUAAAGCUUAUGAGCGAAUUCGAGAAGAAAUUGACAGGUCAGCUGGCGUUUGGCCUCCCUUAUUAAGAUAUGACAGUCUACAAGCAUUACCACGGGAUUUGUUUGAAGAUGGAGAUGUAGAUUUGCCUGAUCGUCCUGGAAGUAGACAGUUGUCUUCUGAAGUAUUCAGCGACACAGAUAUAGGGGUUGAUUCUGGUCAAAGCGAAGUAACUGACAGACGACAGCUUCCCCACAGCAGUACAGACGGUGAUAUCUAUCCGCAUAAAGUUGUCGAUAAAUCAUCUUCUAAUCAAAUGAGUGUAAAUGAAAAUCAAUAUUCAACUCCUACUCUUGAUGGCUCUUUAAAGAAGCACGAUCUUUCAGUAGACACAUUACAGAAUCACACUGUUUAUGAUCCAGAUGUAUUUGAUCAUUCCCCAGUGUCUUGUACACCUUCAGCUUUAGAGUUUCCUGUUAUCGAAAGCGUGAAUUCACAUUUGAGACAUGGAGGUGGAGAAAAUCGUGAAUAA
Molecule: messenger RNA, 1368 nt
Organism: Schistosoma rodhaini
Lineage: Eukaryota; Metazoa; Platyhelminthes; Trematoda; Strigeidida; Schistosomatidae
Source: the annotation of a GenBank genome assembly